Molecule: messenger RNA, 2771 nt
Organism: Lytechinus variegatus (green sea urchin)
Lineage: Eukaryota; Metazoa; Echinodermata; Echinoidea; Temnopleuroida; Toxopneustidae
Product: amiloride-sensitive sodium channel subunit beta-like
Exons: 13
Coding region: 87-1736 (549 amino acids)
Biological process (GO): sodium ion transmembrane transport
Cellular component (GO): membrane
Molecular function (GO): ligand-gated sodium channel activity
Source: RefSeq, a predicted model, not a curated record
AAAAACGACAGCUGAUAUUCCUCGACAGUGUCUGUAACCUUCUAAAGACAGUAUCUGGUAUCGUCUCUUGGAGCACUCUACAGAUCAUGGAAGGCCGGCAGGACGAUGGGAAUAAAGGUACAUGGGACUCGACUCCUGCUCGCAUAGGGGAGAGUCUACGAAUGCUGAUUGACAGUCGCAUGGAGGUUUCGUCGGCCCAUGGCGUACCAAACAUCCAGCGGGCCUCAAAUCCAACCAUCAAACUAGCAUGGACUGUCAUCUUUUUGGCUGGCACUGGCGUGAUGACUUGGCAAGUUGUCGCUCUCUUUCAGGCCUACUUCGCAUGGGACUAUACAGUCAACCUAGAGGUAAAAUUCAACCGGACCCAAUAUUUCCCCGCCAUCACCAUCUGCAACACAAAUCCAAUGAGGAAAUCAGGACUUAAAACCAAGGACUCUAAGUUCCAAGAAAUAUUUGACUUUGAUUACGAUCCAUCAACACCAAUCACAGAAGGUGGCGAUGAACCCCCUAUCCCUUUGGGCUCUCAUUCUGACCGCGGACCGCCGGAAGGUCAGAAUGAAAGGAGUGAGAAUGUUCAAGAUUGGGCUCAGCGUGUCUCACAACCAAGAUAUUAUAGGAGUAAGUCGUUGGAUUAUGCAAGAUAUCGCAUUCGACAGGUUGCUCUCGCCAACACAAGCAUUGAAGAGAGGGUUUCUCUUGGUCAUUCUUUAGAUGAUAUGCUUCUAGACUGCUCCUGGAAGGGGAUUCCAUGCUCGCCUGAAAAUUUUACCCAGAUUUACGACUCUCAGCUGGGCAACUGUUACACCUUCAACUCUGGGCAACAUGGAGAACAACUUAAUACCCAUCGACCAGGCUCCUAUUUCGGUCUAUCGCUGGAGCUAUUUGUUGAACAGGAUGAGUACGUGGAAGGAAUGACUCAAGAAGCUGGUUUUCGGGUCAAGAUACACCAUCCAUCCAACAUGCCGUUCCCUGCCGAAGAGGGCAUCCUCAUAUCUCCUGGUUUCAACACCGCCAUUGGGCUUCGCAUGCUCGAGUUGGAUCGGUUACCUGAUCCGUAUGGAGAUUGCAAGGCUGACCUGUCCGAAGAUAUCGCUGAUGAUGUGUAUCAUCAACAUUACAAUAUUACCUACAAUAGAAAGACAUGUGAGGUUAGCUGCUACCAAAACGAGGUGAUAAGAAGAUGUGGGUGUUUUGAUGCUUCAUAUCUCAACUCUCUUGAAGUCGACAAAACUAUAUAUCCAUGUAGAUAUACAAGUCCCGUAGAAACCAAAUGCUUGGCAAAUAUAGAAUGGGAGCAGGCAGAUGACGAACUGGAAUGUAACUGCCCUAUUGCGUGUCAUGAAACCACGUAUCUCUCUCGAGUGAGUUCUUCUAUUUGGCCUGCGAAUGCUUAUGAGUCUCUGCUCUUUGAAAGAAUGGCGCUGUAUAAUGACGUCAUGAGGACGAAUGUGAAUGGUGAAAACGCUUCAGAAUGGACUCGGCAGAACUUGGCGAAACUGGAGGUAUACUAUGACGAGUUCAACUACGAAUAUAUUCGACAAGUGCCAGCAUACACGAUCCCCGAUCUCUUGAGCGAUAUUGGCGGUCAGCUUGGACUCUGGCUUGGACUGUCCGUCAUAACAAUCUUCGAGCUUUUGGAGGGAGCUUGGCUCAUUCUUGCUUUCAUCUUCACUCGAUGUGGAAAUAGCACCAGAGAAGUAGAUGUCCAUCCCAAGACUAAUACGGUUGUCAUAUAAUCCCCCUAUAAAGAUCGAGAGAAGUGAUUAACAUCGUAGCAAAUGCAGAGGUGCCUUGGUCUAGUGGUCUUAGGAGUCUGGGUGCACGCAGGGAAGUCCCAGGAUCAAUUUCCGGCAUGGGACUUAUGCCCAUGACGAAGAUAUUUAUCUCAAUUAACAUAGCAUUGUUGUCGUACAUCGGUUAGAUAAAUUCACGAUUGAUACUAAUAUGUGCAUAAUAUGCUUUUAAAAAAUUGUUUAAACAUCAAAAUUACUCAAGAUGUCAUCAUUAGUACAAUGAGAUGUAACCAGUAUACCAGUCAUAAAGUAUUAUACAUCACUGUAGGUAAUCUAUUUAGCAUUGAGAUGACAAUCAAUCUCGACCUCUUUUUUUACCCUUAUAUAUUCUAUUGUGAAAACAAAGGUGCCAGUGUCUCUAAAAAAUGGGUGGUUUCAGACCGUUUGCCACAGCAAGAGUUGUGAACAUGGACAAUUUAAAAUGAACAGCGAGACGUAAAUAGUGAAUUAAUUGUAAUAAUAUUUACAUCAAGUUCAUGGAAUUAGAUAACAUUAUCAUUAUCAAUCUGGUGUGAGAUUAUUAAUAGUUAUAAAGAUAUACCCGGAUUCCUGCAAUAAAGUGACGUUCACUGUUCCCUGUGUUGAAGCUGUCUGAGUGGACUUUCGGGCACUCAAAUGCACGCGACCUACCAUUAUGUUGCGAAAUUACUAGUAAUGUAUAGCCCUAUUACAAUAUAUAUACAUAUAUUUAUAUAUACGAAACUUUCCUAUCGGAUACAGCGGACAAGCAAAAUUUCGGGGUAGCUCCAUCCAUUUUCAUCUGCUAUAGAGUCCAGACAAUGGACAAAAUGGACGAACAUUAAAAACACGGUGGCGGAUGCGCGAUGAAUAUAUAGAGCGUAUGAAAAACGUAGUAUGCAAAGAGUACACGAAGGAUACAUAAAGUUUCCCAACGGAUAACAUGAUUCUUUUCCGUUUUACAUCCUCUCUCCAUCCGUAAGUGCAGUGGGACUAAGGAUUAGAGCCUUUAGAGGCAAG